Messenger RNA from Lactuca saligna, 1892 nucleotides. Lineage: Eukaryota; Viridiplantae; Streptophyta; Magnoliopsida; Asterales; Asteraceae. The record is from the annotation of a GenBank genome assembly.
AGAUAUUGAAGGAAAGGAACUGAAAGUAACAAUAGAGUCUGUUCAUGACAUGUUGGGCAUACCAAUUGGUGGAACCAAACUUACAGAACCGGAUCAAUGGCCUAAGGAUGAUACAAGUUAUGAUGAAUGGAAGCAACAAUUUAAAAAAGAUUCAAUCAUCCGACUAAGUGCAAUAAAAAAAUGUUAUUGUUUCUACCACACAAGUUGAUUUCAAUUUCAAAUUGAACUUCUUAGUUCUUUUUGUCAACACGUUUUGCGAGUCAACAUCAAUGGGAAGAUGUAUACGGUUUCCCUUGAGUUGUAUUUCAAGAAGAACAGAUAUCAGCAACAUAGACUGGUACAGCUAUGUUUUGGACUGUCUUGUCAGAACAAAAAAACUCAUGCAUACCAUACUCAGAUACCAGCUUCUUUGUUGGACCUUCAGCUUUCUUGGUGUUAUCAUUCAUGUGCAGUUGUUCUAUGCUAAUAACAUCCAAUCAGAAGCUUUGACAGUAACACGUAAACGUCCAACAAUUUGUUAUUGUAGUUCAGAGAAGAUUAGAUAUCGAGAGGCAUUUGAACAAGAAAAAGGUAGAUUUGGACUUGGAGAAAUAAAUGAAGAAUUUGUUGACGAACAAGAUGAAGGAGAUACAGAUCUCAAAGACAAUGAUUAUGAUAAAGAUGAAGAUCAUUAUGUUGAGGCAUAUGAAUCAAAAAUAUCAAAAAUGACUAAUAGUUUUGAGAGGUUGAAGGAAAAACUAAAUUCAAAGCUUUAUGAUGCGAUGAUAAAGUUCCCUGAAAAGGAAAGCUUUAGAAUUUUCAAGGAAAAGAUCACAAAUAUGAUUGUUGAAGAAAAAACUGAAAGCACAACACUUUUUAAUUUUCCAAGUAAUGAAACUGGAGUUGAAGGAAUCAAUUUGACACCAAUAAUGGGUCAAAAAACAAAUGAUAAAAAAGAAAAUGAAGAUAAGGAGGGAAAUGGAGAAGAAGGCAAUGAUAAUGAUGCAAGUCAACUAGAAGUAGAUUAUUUACUUGAUUCAAAUGAACCAGAGAAUGAAGCAAUAAAGAAUGAUGCAGAUAAGAAUAAAAAAGAAGGUGAAAUUGGAGUAAAAGAGAAAGAUGGAAAGAGGAAUGAAAAUGAGAAUGAUGAAGAGGAAAAAGAUGAUCAUGCUAAGGAAACAAAUAAUCAUGAGGAGACUAUUCAACAAACUGAACAUGAAAUUUUUUUGGAUAAAGUUGUUGACAACAUUAUGGGCAAUGUCCUUGGAAUUGGAAUUUCAAGUUUAAAUAGUCAAGAAGAUGAAUUCUGGAAUCACCCUGAAAUGAAAACUAUUUUCGAUAAUAUUGAUAUAGGUAAAAUUAAUACUCUUGCAGAAAAGGAAAAAUCAGAAGGUGUACAUGAACAAGGAACAAAAGUUGAAAAAACAAAAGGAGAUGAUACAGGCAAGGAAAACUCUGAAGAUAGAAAUGAAGGAGGAAUAGAAGCUAAGAACACGAAAUAUGGAGGUGAAGAAAAACAUACAGAAACUGAGAAAGGAAAUGCAGAAGAUAAAGAUACUCAUCCAAGCUUUAGUCUAGGUCUCAGUCAAGAUUCAGAUCAAACUUUAAGUAAAAAAUCUAAUGAAUCUUCACCAAAUAAACCACUUAUAAAGAAACAAAUCAAAGAUGACCAUCAUAAGGUUGUUAUCAGAUUAGCAAAGAAAAAUGUUUUUAAUCCAAAUCCAAUCUCUGUAUCAAUUCCUACUGAAGUAGGACCAUCAAAGCAUGGUCUGGAUCAACCAAGAGAGAAGAAGCUUGCUGAUGCUUUCAAAUCACCUUUCAAAUGCAGAAUAACAGACACAAAACCCAAACUGACACAUCGAGAGAGUAUUGUCAGUGAAUGGUUGUUCAACUUACAAGGCAAUACAUCAUAA